UCCGGGCUUUCAAUUUCUAGACGUUGGGGUUGUGGCGGCGGCGGCGGCUACGCGAGUGGCGAGGAGAACGUGCCUUGUCUAACGCAAAUGGGUGAUGAAAAGGAAUCUUGGAAAGUGAAAACGUUAGAUGAAAUUCUUCAGGAGAAGAAACGUCGAAAGGAGCAAGAGGAGAAAGCAGAUAUAAAGCGCUUGAAAAAUUCUGAUGAUCGGGAUUCAAAACGUGAUUCCCUUGAAGAGGGAGAGCUGAGAGACCACCGCAUGGAAAUAACAAUCAGGAAUUCACCAUAUAGAAGGGAGGAUUCUAUGGAAGACAGAGGUGAGGAAGACGAUUCCCUGGCAAUCAAACCACCCCAGCAAAUGUCACGGAAGGAGAAAGCCCACCACAGAAAAGAUGAGAAGAGGAAAGAGAAGCGAAGGCAUCGCAGCCACUCGGCAGAAGGGAAGCAUGCUAGGGUGAAAGAGAAGGAACGCGAGCACGAACGUAGGAAAAGGCACCGAGAAGAGCAGGAUAAGGCCCGCCGUGAAUGGGAAAGGCAGAAAAGGAGGGAGAUGGCUAGGGAGCAUUCCAGGAGAGAGAGGGACCGCCUGGAGCAGCUUGAGCGAAAACGGGAACGAGAGAGGAAAAUGAGAGAGCAGCAGAAAGAACAGCGGGAGAUUAAAGAACGAGAAAGGCGAGCGGAGGAAAGGCGUAAAGAACGGGAAGCCAGACGGGAUAUUUCAGCACAUCACAGAAUGGUAAGAGAAGAAUAUGGUGAAAAAGGCCGUGUCUGGAGCCGCAGCCCUCUACGGCAGCAGAGAGAGAAGCUUGAACAAGGAGAGAUCCGGAAGCCAGUAAAAGAAGAAAAGCCAGAGGAGAGAGACCCCCUUUCAGAUCUGCAGGACAUCAGCGACAGCGAGAGAAAAACCAGUUCGGCAGAGACGACGUCAGGGGACUCGGGCUCUGGUUCGGAGGAGGAGGAGGAGGAAGAAGAGGAGGAAGAGGAGGAGUCAAGCAGCGAGGAAUCAGAAGAAGAGGAAGAGGAGGAGGAAGAAGAGGAAGAGGAGACGGGGAGCAAUUCUGAAGAAGUCUCUGAACAGUCAGCUGAAGAGGUGAGCGAAGAAGAAAUCAGCGAAGAGGAGGAGCGGGAGAACGGGGAUCACAUCCCAGUCGUUACAGAGUCGAGGUUUGAUCGAGACUCUGCAGGAAGUGAAGGCGAGGAGGAGGAGGUCGGCGAGGUCAGCCCGCAGUCCAAUGCCAUGACGGAAGGAGAGUACAUCCCCGAUUCUCCUGUAUCGUCGCCCGUGGAGCUGAAGCAAGAGCUGCCCAAGUACCUUCCUGCCCUUCAGGGCUGUCGUAGCGUGGAGGAGUUUCAGUGCUUGAACCGAAUAGAGGAAGGAACCUACGGCGUGGUGUACAGAGCAAAAGACAAAAAAACAGAUGAGAUUGUGGCACUGAAGCGGUUGAAAAUGGAAAAAGAGAAAGAAGGUUUCCCCAUAACGUCACUAAGGGAAAUCAACACCAUUCUGAAAGCCCAGCAUCCAAACAUCGUCACAGUCCGGGAAAUCGUUGUUGGCAGCAACAUGGACAAAAUCUAUAUUGUCAUGAAUUAUGUAGAGCAUGACCUAAAGAGCCUCAUGGAAACGAUGAAGCAGCCGUUCUUGCCAGGGGAAGUGAAGACGUUGAUGAUCCAGCUGUUACGGGGAGUCAAGCACCUUCAUGACAACUGGAUUCUGCACCGAGACUUGAAGACUUCUAACCUGCUGUUGAGCCAUGCUGGCAUCUUAAAAGUUGGAGACUUCGGCCUGGCCCGUGAAUAUGGGUCACCUCUGAAACCAUAUACGCCUGUAGUUGUGACGUUGUGGUACAGGGCGCCCGAGCUGCUGCUUGGAGCCAAGGAAUAUUCUACAGCUAUUGACAUGUGGUCUGUUGGUUGUAUAUUUGGAGAACUGCUAACCCAGAAGCCACUCUUUCCAGGAAAGUCAGAAAUAGACCAAAUUAACAAAGUAUUCAAGGACCUUGGAACCCCAAGUGAGAAAAUCUGGCCAGGGUACAAUGAGCUUCCGGCAGUCAAGAAGAUGACCUUCACCGAGUACCCGUACAACAAUCUCCGCAAGAGGUUUGGGGCGCUACUCUCUGACCAGGGAUUCGAUCUCAUGAACAAGUUCCUGACAUACUACCCAGGCAAAAGAAUCAACGCAGAAGAUGGUUUAAAGCACGAGUACUUCCGUGAGACCCCCUUGCCUAUUGACCCAUCCAUGUUUCCAACGUGGCCGGCCAAAAGCGAGCAGCAGCGAGUGAAACGCGGGACCAGUCCACGACCUCCCGAGGGGGGCUUAGGAUACAGCCAGUUGGGUGACGACGAUCUGAAGGACACAGGAUUCCACCUUACAACGACAAACCAAGGCGCCUCGGCGGCAGGGCCUGGCUUCAGUUUGAAGUUCUGAACAGGAGGCAAAGCGGUGCAAGGACAGAGGAAGAUAAAUUGGUGAAUGUUUCACCCUCUGCUGGCGUGGUUGGCAGGAGCUCUUGUUGCGUUCCUCCCAUUUGGAACCCGCUGCUUUAAUUUCUGCGGAACGUUGCCUGUGGUCGGAAGGCUCUUCCCAUGUCUGGAAUACAAUAGAGCGUUCCGUUUCGAGGAUUGGGAUUAAUCCGAAAGAGCCACGGACUUUUCUAGAGCAAAACAAAAAUCCUCCAGCACACUUGAAGUUUUUUCCCCCCUUUUAUUUUAAAAAAACUUUUUAUUUGGGUUGGUUGGUUUUGCUUGUAAAUUUGUAGAAUAAAAAAAGAACACUUUUUAAUUGUUUAAUGUCUGUGUAAAAGAUAUUCUUUUUUUCACAAGCAUCAUAUUUAGAAAAGGAUUGAUUAUUUGCACCAAGUUUUAAAUCCUCCUCCCCCCAAAUCUUAUUCAUGGUAAUGUGUUUUCUGUACCAAGGUUGCCUUUCUCAAUUUCAUUACUGGAAAUUGAAAUGUUGUGUCAAUGUAAGAGUUUGUUCUUAUUCACAAAGAAUUGGGCUUGACCACUUGUGAACAUCUCCUGUUUUAGAAAGGGUGGACUGUCUGGAACCCUCUUGCCUAAAAUUAUUUAUUACAGGUUGAGGCAAAGUCUCUCUUGACCGACUUCACCAUAUUUUAAAAGGUGGUAUGAUUUAACCAAAAAAGGGUGGUGACCUUUUUUCUACAUAUAUAUUUCCCCUUGGGAAAAGAUUUUGAUAAGUUUGUGAAAAGGGCUUAAUUUUUGCCUCUGAAGAAGAGGGGUGUUCCCCCUCCCCCAACCAGGUGUAUAGAUGGGCUGAUUUCACAGAAGAAAGUGGGGCUUUUAACUUCAAGAAAGUAGUUUCUAGUCCUCGUGGCUGCUUAAGAUGUUCUUGAAAUUGUGCGUUGUGCUUAGCAGACACCUAGUGCUGAAUAAGGUCAAGUUUUUGGAAUUUGAGGCAGGGCAUUUGGAGCUCAGUGUAGCUCCUUGCUCUUCUUUAGAACUAGCAAAAACAAACCGUGCAGAACGUAAUUUAUGCAGGUCUCGAACUUCAAAAGCAGCAUGUACUAAAACCCCACUAAUACUACAUCCAAGUAAUACUGGAUUGUUGUGUGGGAGUUUGUUUUUUUUUAAACCAUCCACAUGCGCUGGGUAUGUUACAUCUUGUUCCUCAUUUGGGCACGAGGUUCAAAUUUGCCGUACAACUUUAUUUUUGUGUGUGAAACUGCCCACUCUCUUUGACAAUGUGUAUGUUUGGGGGAGCAAGUUAAUGCCCCAACUGGUGAGCCUUGGUAGUGGAUGGGAGUUCCGUGACGGCCAAAGGCUGCAGUCAGAGCUGGUAUGAGAAUAUCAGCAGCAGCUAGAAUGCUGGUGCACAAGACAGAACUCCCCAAUUUGUUCAACAGUUGCAUCAGCAGUUGACAUUUUUUUCUUUUCAUAAGUAGCAAGAUGCUUUUCUAAAAAGAAAAAAAUCCUUUGCAGAAGAAAAAGGUGGUGAAUCUUGUACAAUUGUACAUUUGAGAAGAAAGACGUGACUUUUGUAUAUAAAAUAUUUUCCUUUAAAACUAUGUUUUACCACAGUGGGUAAAAGACUGAAGAUGUUCAACUUGUUUACUGCUAAGAUGUUGGACAGCAUCAUCUGUUUUUUUUUUGUGGCUGUGCAGAGUUUGGGGGACUGUAUUGAUAAAACUGUGGGAUCAUUUCAUAGAUUAAAAUCUUUUUUGGUCAAACUUCAGCUCUA
Molecule: messenger RNA, 4194 nt
Organism: Eublepharis macularius
Lineage: Eukaryota; Metazoa; Chordata; Lepidosauria; Squamata; Eublepharidae
Product: cyclin-dependent kinase 11B
Exons: 20
Coding region: 88-2424 (778 amino acids)
Biological process (GO): protein phosphorylation; regulation of mitotic cell cycle
Cellular component (GO): nucleus
Molecular function (GO): cyclin-dependent protein serine/threonine kinase activity; ATP binding
Source: RefSeq, a predicted model, not a curated record